This is a messenger RNA of Microtus ochrogaster (prairie vole), 969 nucleotides long. RefSeq names its product olfactory receptor 10C1-like. Gene Ontology annotation, cellular component: membrane. Lineage: Eukaryota; Metazoa; Chordata; Mammalia; Rodentia; Cricetidae. Gene Ontology annotation, biological process: G protein-coupled receptor signaling pathway. Gene Ontology annotation, molecular function: olfactory receptor activity; G protein-coupled receptor activity. The record is from RefSeq and is a predicted model, not a curated record.
GAGAUGAGUGUCAAUUGCUCUUUAUGGCAGGAGAACAACUUGUCUGUCAAACGCUUUGCAUUUGCCAAGUUCUCUGAGGUCCCUGGAGAGUGCUUCCUCCUGUUCACCCUCAUCCUCCUCAUGUUCUUGGUAUCACUGACAGGCAAUGCACUCAUAGCCCUUGCCAUCUUUACCAGUCCAGCCCUGCACACACCCAUGUACUUUUUCCUGGCCAACUUGUCUCUCCUAGAGAUUGGCUACACUUGCUCUGUCAUACCCAAGAUGCUGCAGAGUCUUGUGAGUGAGUCCCGAGGGAUCUCUCGGGAGGGUUGUGCCACACAGAUGUUUUUCUUCUCAUUCUUUGGAAUAACUGAGUGCUUCCUAUUGGCAGCCAUGGCUUUUGACCGCUGCACGGCCAUAUGCUCCCCACUCCACUAUGCAGCCAGAAUGAGCCGUGGGGUAUGUGCCCAUUUGGCAAUGGUUUCAUGGGGAAUGGGAUGCAUAGUAGGGUUGGGACAGACCAAUUUUAUUUUUUCUUUGGACUUCUGUGGGUCCUGUGAGAUAGACCACUUCUUCUGUGACCUUCCACCCCUCCUGGCACUUGCCUGUGGAGAUACAUCCCAAAACGAGGCUGCCGUCUUUGUGGUGGCAGUACUAUGCAUAUCCAGCCCAUUUUUACUGAUCAUUUCUUCCUAUGUCCGGAUUCUGAUUGCAGUGCUGAUGAUGCCUUCACCUGAGGGACGUCAUAAAGCUCUCUCUACCUGUUCCUCACACUUACUUGUAGUCACACUCUUCUAUGGCUCAGCAUCUAUAACCUACUUGAGGCCCAAGGCUAGUCACUCACCAGGAAUGGAUAAAUUCUUGGCCCUCUUCUAUACAGCGGUGACAUCCAUGCUGAACCCCAUCAUCUAUAGUUUACGGAACAAGGAAGUCAAGGCAGCACUGAGGAGAACUCUGGGCCUGAGAAAAGUUCUGAGCAGGAAUAGGUAA